This is a messenger RNA of Cetraspora pellucida, 1711 nucleotides long. Lineage: Eukaryota; Fungi; Glomeromycota; Glomeromycetes; Diversisporales; Gigasporaceae. The record is from the annotation of a GenBank genome assembly.
UUUAAAAACAACAAUCAGAUGUUAGAAAAAUUAUCUGAUCAGCUAUCAAAAUUAAUAAAUAUUCCUUUUUCUGAUUGUUUGAAUGCAUUUCAAGUUUCAGAAUCAAUAUUGGAAGAGUAUGCGAUAGAAUUAGCAUAUUAUUGUUCAGUUGAUAUAUUGCAAUUACAUAAAUUGAACUUAAAGCAAAUUGCAUAUAUGACAAUUUCUAAUGUUUUUACCAAUAGUAUCAGAUGUUUAAUACGAAAUUUGCUUAGCAGAUAUGCAUCAUCUAAAAAGAUUUUAGUAUUAUCACGAUGCAAGGGAAUUGUUGAACAAGGAAUAUAUGAUGAUGGUCUGGUCAUUCCACCAAUUAAGAAUAUUAAAAGACCUGUGACAGAUGUUAAUUUUACUUCAUAUUACCCUCAUACUAUUAUACAAAACAACAUAUCACUUGAAAAACGUAUACCAAAAGAUUCAACUAAUCCUAAUUUAAAUGUCAAUGAUGAAACAAAACUUUUAUACUACACUUCAUUAUUAAAUGCAUUAAAAAUAUUUGCAAACUCUGUAUAUGGUAAGACAGAUUACAGAUAUUCACCAUUAUAUCAUAAAGAAGUUGCUUCAUCAGUUAUAGCAUUUUGUAAAGCAAUAUUAAAGAUCAUGAUUGAUUUUGUGAAAGAACAAGAAUUUAUAGUAGUUUAUGAAAACACAGAUUCUAUAUUUUAUUCAUUGCCAGAAUCAUAUUUCACAGAACUUGAUAUUAAGUACUCUGACAAAUUAUUAUCAAAAAAAGAAUAUUGGGAGGAGCAGAUUAAAUUAACAAUAUUAUACUCAAAGAUACUAGAAACAAAAAUUAAUGAAUACUUGAAACAGAUUAUGAAGUCCACAUACUUGAAGAUGGCCUAUGAAAAAACCAUGUACCUUUUUUUAAUUUUUGGAAAAAAGCAUUAUGUUGCAAUUACUCAUUCAGAUAUACCAAAUUUAGACAAUUUAAAUUUACUAUUGAAAGGUCUUAAAACCAUUAAACGUAAUGUGCCAGAGUUUUACAAACUAGUAGCGAAAGAAUUAAUAUAUUCUUCACUUGGAUUUAAUAAAGAUUUCUCAAUCAGACAAGAAGAAAUAGACCAAAAAGAAUUAGUCAUCCAGAUAAUCACUAACUAUGUCAAUAAAAAAGAAACACUAUUAGACUUGUUUGUUCUUACAACCAAGUUUGACCCAACAUAUGCUUCAGUAUCAGCAGUCGAUUUUGUAAGAUUAUUAAACAAAGAUCUGUCAAAAGAAGAACAAAAUGAAAUACUUAAGCAAAUUACAAAAUCUGAUACAAAAAAAGGAAACAAGAUGGUUAAUAGUUUUAUUGCUAGAUUGAAACACCCUAUUGAGCCAGAACAAUUCUACUAUUAUGUAAAAUUUCUACCAUGUGUAUCAAAUGUUUCACACAAAAUGAUUUUAACAGACCAUUUUGCUCCAGAGAAAGAUACUAUUGAUAUUGAAAUAUUCGAUGCUGAGGAACUUAAAAAGCAACAAACAAUAACAGAAUUUUUUGUUGAAGAGAAUCAACAAAAGAUAACUGAGUUUGUUAAAACAAUACCUGAUAUGACUAAACGAAAACCAACUGAAGAAUUACACAAACAGAAAAACAAUAAAAAACAAAAAACUCAAUUAAAACUAGACAAAUUUUAUUACUCUGAUAUAUCACAUAAACAUAAAUUACAAGCUAAUGAACAACCAGAAUCAA